UCUCCUCUGAGCUCAACAUUUAUCCUAACAGGUAGUUUAAAAGCUAGGCAACAGCGAGACAGUCCCUAACGGAGACCAGAGCCAGGAGGUGACUUCAUCCGCGUCCUUAUCUGAGGAUUUACACGGACGCCGCUCCCCAGCAUGCUGAGCAGAAAGGGCUCCUGUGCGGGCAUGAUGAGUGCCGCAGCCGGAGUGGACCGCUCCAGGGUCGGGGAGAGGCUGCAGGCAGCCCUGGCCGGGCUGCAGGAGCUGCAUCUGCUGAAGGACAGGCAGGGCGACAUGGUGAGCUGGGCGCUGAAAAUGGCCCGGGAGAAGCCGGUCAGCUCCGUCCAAGCAGGCCCGGAGAGUCCCGCGACGAGUCCCGGGGCCGAGGAACAGCGGCUGGAGGCGACCCUCACAACCCUGAAGCAACAGCUGUCUCGUCUUCGGAAACAGGAUGUUGGCCUCAAGACUCACUUGCAGCAUCUGGACCACCAGAUCAGUGAGUUGAAGCUGGAUGUUAGCAAAGCCUCCACGGAGCAGAUGGAGAAUGACAGCAGGCCGAGUUCAGGUUUCUAUGAGCUCAGUGAUGGUGGGUCUUGUUCGUUGUCCAACUCGUGCACCUCUGUGUACAGCGAGUGUCUGUCAUCCUCCCAGACGAGCCUUCUCCUCUCUCCCAUGAGCCCUGCUAAUUCCCACAUCAGCCCGCCAUCCCAAGUAGACAUAUUCCGCCGGCGUUCUGCCGAUGAGAGCGCUACCCAGGCCAGCCCUCAGCGGGCCACAGGGCUCCAUCUCGGCAGCAGCAGGAUCCGAGCGAGCACCGAAAAGGCUAGACCAAGGCCCGUGUCAACAGGUGAUCUUGAUAGGAUGAUGGCUCAAGGUCCAAGCUUCAACAAAUCUGUGGAUGCAAAAAAAACCUUGUUGUGCUCAAACCUGAAGACCUCUCUUGUGGACCCCAAGUUCCACAGCAACCUGGUGUCCCGCAGUGGGACAGAAGUGUACCACUACCCGAGCCCCCUGCACGCUGUUGCUCUUCAGAGCCCAAUCUUUUCCCAUGGGGGAGACCCAGCCACACCUGGACUUCUAGAGGGGCAAGGACCCCUUACCGAGAGCGGUUCAGACAGCCUCCAAAGGGCACAAAUGGGUUAUGAGACCAAGACCCCGUGUUACAUUGACAAGCUCCUCCUGCGCAGUUUAAGCAAAAUCCAGAGUGAAACAGGUACCGAAUCUCUGCAGACACAUGGUGACCAUCGCAAGAGGCCUACUGAAGUUUUAACUGGGUUCCCUGAAGUGUCUCUGAGAGACUUGUCUAUGCUGCAGCCUCUUACAGCCCAAACAACAGACAUAACCACACUAGACAGCGACCAGAGGAGACACUGCACGGCAUUCUCCAGCCAAGAGCCAGCUGAUAAGGCAAACCACAAUCAGUCAGUUAGAGCCCCAGAGUUUUCAUGCCGAUACUCCUAUCCUGCUGGCACGGGGGAUUACAGUGCUGAUGAGGUCACCCCUUUAUCUCCAAGGAGGAAUGAUAAACCGCACCGAGAACUUGCUAAUGUAGCAAGAGGCAAUCCAGAUUCCAUUUCCCUAGAGAGAAAGGGCCAUAGGCAAAGAUCAGAGAUGGCCCGCAGCUCCAGCAUAGAGGAGAGUCAAAGCUUUGAGGGUCACACAGCUUCCCCUGAGUUUGUCCAUGCCAAAUUUGUCCCUGCCGGUUCUCAGAGGGUCAAGGUGGACCAGGGAGAUCGUAAAACCAAAGCAGUGAAACUGAGAAGAAAACUCAGUGAGAAGCCGCGAGCAAUGAAGCAGCAACAUGGCGGCUACUCCUCGGGUGAAAGGAUCAGAGAGGCCAGUGGUGCAACCAAGGGGGAACCGAGAAGAUCAGGAAGAGGAAAAACUACCCAGAAAGUUACCAUCUGUCACACAGAGGAGCGCAGACAGGGCUCCGGGUCUGACUCCAGCCACUGUAGCCCAGGGUUCAUGUACACCCACAAAGUCUAUCCUAAGCCACAUCCCAUCCCUGCUGUUACAAAGUCCAGCAAAAGCCGCAGACUACAGGGCCUUGGGUACGAGCAGCCUGCAGAGCAAAGGAAGAGGAGGCAGGGGGCUCCCAAAUGGCCGUCUGAUGUGGAGAUGUUCCAGGCCUCAUGUGUUCAGCAUCACGUUCAGGCCCCAGGGAGCAUGCAGAUGGUCCGCAGUACCAAGUCAGGCCAGUGGGUUGGACCUCAUCGCUCCUUCCAGUCCUCUAACACCUUCCUCCACAAUCUCAAUGCCAGAUAUCCUCCAGCAGCCUUCAGCAUCUCGAGCCACUACCCACCCAGAUGCGAGUCCGAGUACUCGGCCGAAUGUGCAUCAUUGUUUCACUCCACCAUUGCUGAAAGUAGCGAGGGGGAGAUGAGCGAUAACACCACCAACCGGUUUGGUGAUAGCGAGACAAGCCAGAGCUUCCAGUCCUUCUCGGACUCUGACAGCAGCCUGUCCCCGGACGAGGAGGACCAGGUGGACGGCCAGGAAGAGAGAGGUCUGGUGUGGGCUGACGCUGCUCUGGGACCCACCGCAGCUGGACGGCCCCUUCAGCAGCUCCCAUGCCCCGAGCCAUCAGCCUGCCGCAUCAAAGCUUCCCGAGCCCUGAAGAAGAAGAUUCGUCGGUUCCAGCCGGCGUCCCUGAAGGUCAUGACCCUGGUGUAGCGGACUUCCCCCUGGGCAGAGUUAGAAGUUUUGGGAAAACACAAGGGCUGUGGGAAAUGCUUUCAAAAUUGUUUGGAAACCUGGUCUUUGACCUCAACACCCUUAAUCAUCACUGAAAAGCAGCAAUAAAACAGAACUGUUUCUGUGCAAUGAUUGUUUAGUUAAAAUAACGGUCAAACGUUAAACUGUACACAAUGUAUGAAAACAAAUAUGACACAAUUCCUUCUCAGCUGUAAAUACUUAUGUUGUAUUUACAGUAUAUAAUGUGGCUGUAUUGACAAUUUCAUGGACAUUUCUGCAUUAUUAAUUGUAUGUUCCUAAGAAAUAAAAACGUCUUUUU
Pungitius pungitius (ninespine stickleback) is the source of this 3001-nucleotide messenger RNA. RefSeq names its product dishevelled-binding antagonist of beta-catenin 2 (gene dact2). NCBI's taxonomy places the organism in Eukaryota, Metazoa, Chordata, Actinopteri, Perciformes, Gasterosteidae. The transcript has 4 exons. The coding region runs from base 142 to 2661 and encodes 839 amino acids. Gene Ontology annotation, cellular component: cytoplasm. The record is from RefSeq and is a predicted model, not a curated record. Gene Ontology annotation, biological process: negative regulation of nodal signaling pathway.